This is a messenger RNA of Rhipicephalus sanguineus (brown dog tick), 936 nucleotides long. RefSeq lists its product as uncharacterized. Gene Ontology annotation, molecular function: hexosyltransferase activity. The record is from RefSeq and is a predicted model, not a curated record. The transcript has a single exon. NCBI's taxonomy places the organism in Eukaryota, Metazoa, Arthropoda, Arachnida, Ixodida, Ixodidae. Gene Ontology annotation, cellular component: membrane. The coding region runs from base 1 to 936 and encodes 311 amino acids.
AUGGCAGGGCUCGUCACCAUCACCUGGCUUAAGACUCGCCGUGCACAGAAUCGCUCCUCCCCGCACUGCUUGAGCUGCACGGCUCCUAAGGGUGACAACAACGCCCAUCUCGAGAUGUUCAACAGCACCGCUCAGGUGAAAUUGAGCUUCGCUGACUCACUCAGGAACAUUUGCCAACAAUCCCUGGUACCGGUGCACUACGUCAUUGCAGUCAGCUCUUUACCGAGCGCCACCCACCACAGGAACAUCAUCCGCGCCAACCUCUGGUACACAAGAAACGCAUCAUCUAGUGUGAAGCUAAUUUUUUUCACCGGGAGGCCGAGCAAUUUGUCGCUCUUGGCACAUGUGGAGCGCGAGCGAGAUUCGAACGCCGACAUGGUGUUGGGUAACUACAUGGGCAUUCCGGAGACUGCCUCUCUGGCGACCCUCGUGCUGCUUCGCUGGGUGGAUGAGUUCUGUACGGCUGCUCCCUUUGUGAUAAAAAUCACUGACCAGGGCCGCGUGAAUGCACGCUUUCUUCAAGCAUCCUACGAGCUCAACGUGAAGCUCGCGGAGGAGCUUGACAUGUUCGGUUCCUUCGUUUCUCUUCAUGGCGAUCCGUGCAGUGAACCCCCGGCCCAGCACUCAGUCAGGAGAUGCCCGGACCACGGUGGCUUUCUUUCCGGUUGUGCGUACAUGCUGACACGAAGGGUCGUGCGACCACUUCUCAGAGCCUCCGACACUCAUCCGCCGGUUCUUCCUGAAGACGUGUACGUGACAGGAACAUUGGCCGAAGCCAUUGGCGCGAGGAGAGGAGAACCAGCUAGCUUCGAAGGCUGCUAUUACUCAUAUGUCAAAGCAAUGUCGUUCGUUCCCCAGAGUGCGUAUUACUGGCUUAGGGACCGACUGCUCAUUUCGUGGACGAAGCUGUCGCUGUUUUGGCAGGAAAUACAAUAA